Strongylocentrotus purpuratus (purple sea urchin) is the source of this 3062-nucleotide messenger RNA. RefSeq names its product ubiquitin carboxyl-terminal hydrolase 20. Gene Ontology annotation, molecular function: zinc ion binding; cysteine-type deubiquitinase activity. The coding region runs from base 111 to 2942 and encodes 943 amino acids. The transcript has 25 exons. NCBI's taxonomy places the organism in Eukaryota, Metazoa, Echinodermata, Echinoidea, Camarodonta, Strongylocentrotidae. Gene Ontology annotation, biological process: protein deubiquitination. The record is from RefSeq and is a predicted model, not a curated record.
UCUGUUGUUGUGAACAUUACAACUUUUUCGAUUGAAUCGAAUGAUCCGCCUAUUUUCCAGAAAUUUUCACAUGAAAUUACGUUACGACGCUGGUGAUUUACUGACAAAAUAUGGGCAAGCCUGGGAAACAAUGCCCGCAUUCUACAACUGUAGAGAGAUUCUUACAAGAACAUUUCCUGAGCUUCAAACAGGGACAUUGCCAGGAGUGUGAUGCCAAAGGAUCUAGUCUAUGGUUAUGUUUAGAGGUUGGUUGCCGUUAUGUGGGAUGUGGAGAAUCAGUGUCAGAUCACAGCUCUGAACACUCAGAAAGUGCCAAUCAUAAACUGACCAUCAAUCUCCUAUCUCAACGCACCUGGUGCAAUGUCUGUGACUGCGAGGUUUUCCCUGACGUCAUCAUCAAGACCAAGGCAAGCAUGGUGGCGGACCAUCCUCCUCCAGGGGGGAGGAGACAGAUCAGUAUCCAGGGCGGCCAGGAACGCAUCACUCAUCCUCAUCAGCAGCAUCAUCACCAUGGAAACUCGGAAGAGGAGGAGAUGGAACAUUCAGGAGCAGCUGCAGCACCAGAAUAUUAUCCCCAAAUACCUAGUUUCCGUACAGUGAACACACCGGUCACCCAAGCCCUUGAUGAGAUAGCACGAGAUGAAACCAAACCAAGAGGGCUGACUGGACUGAGAAAUCUAGGCAAUACUUGCUACCUGAAUGCUGGUAUACAGGCUCUUUCUAAUUGCCCAGCAUUUGCACACUUCUUCCUGGAAUGCAAUGGUUUUGUGAAGACUGAGAAGAAGCCUUACCUAGCAGCCUCAUACCAGAGACUCAUGGAAGACAUAUGGGGACGAAGAAGACCCAGUUAUUUGACUCCAUCAAGUCUUGUAAACAGUGUGAAGGCUGUCUUUCCUAUGUUCAAGGGCUUUACACAACAGGAUUCGCAGGAGUUCCUUCGCUGCAUCAUGGAUCGUCUCCAUGAGGAGCUGAAGGAGCCGGUUUACCCGGAACCAGAGGACGACGACGACACCGAUGGAGACACUGUCAAGGACAACCCAGAGAAGGACCAACAACAAACCGCCACCCGACGACGCAACCGCGCCCCUUCCCCAUCCCUCGACACGUCGUCCUACCAUCGUACCCGCUCUAACGAUUCCUUGAGCAUCACGGAAGAGAUGGAGACGACGGGGAGCUUGCCACCGGAUAAUGACCAUUACAACGCCUCCCAGUCACAGGAGGAUGCUGCUGACGAGAGGACAUCCCUGCAGCAUCAUGGAGCAUCAUCGGCGGGAGGUGAGGAACCCAGGGGUCAUGGGGUCGAUAAGAACCAUCCGCAUCGGAAGAGGACCACCGAUUCCUUUUCAGAGACAGAACCACUUCAUCCUAACCCAGUACCAAGAGUGACUAGUCGAACACGCACCACAUCGUCAUCGAGCACCAAGUACGAUCGGGAAGUCUACGACAGUGAGAAGGACAUCGACGAGAUGGCUUCUGGUGAUCAGGGGAUGAAUAACAGCAGAGAGCAUGCCAAGAAGAAGAAGCAGCCUCUGAGGUAUCGUAGCAUCAUCUCGGAUGUGUUUGAUGGAAAGAUCUUGAGCUCAGUCCAGUGUCUCACCUGUGAAAAUAUUUCCUGUCAAAAAGAAACGUUCCAGGACCUGUCCCUUCCCAUCCCGGGAAAGGAAGACCUGGCCCGGAUCCAGGGCAUGCUUAACAAGUCCACGGUCUCGUGCGCUGACACUAGGAAGACAGGAUGGAUGACAUGGUUAUAUAGCUACUGGCACCUUCCAGUGAGCUGGUUCUGGGGUCCUAAUGUCACCCUUGAUAAUUGCUUGGCUGCUUUCUUCUCUGCUGAUGAACUCAAAGGUGACAACAUGUACAGCUGUGAAAAGUGUAAAAAACUCAGAAAUGGGGUCAAGUUCGUUCAUGUCCUAGAACUACCGGAGGUCCUCUGUAUCCAUCUGAAGCGGUUCCGCCACGAAUCCUUCACCUCCUACUGCUCUAAGUUAAACAACUACGUCUCCUUCCCUCUGGACAGCCUGGACAUGACACCGUACCUCUCUAAAGAUUGCAAGAACAAGUGUGCGACCUAUGACCUGAGUGCAGUCAUAUGUCAUCAUGGCACAGCUGGAGGUGGUCACUACACCAGCUACGCUGUGAACUGGCUCAACGGACAGUGGUACGAAUACGAUGAUAUCUAUGUCACUGAAGUCAGCACCAUGCAGGUUGCUAACUGUGAAGCUUACGUACUCUUCUACAAAAAGACAUCUGAAGAAGCCAAUAAAGAAAGACAAAGAGUCAUAGAUCUCUUUGAACAAGAAGAGCCAAGCUUUCUUCACUUCUAUGUGUCUCUGCAAUGGCUGAACAAACUGAAUAACUUUGCCGAGCCCGGGCCAAUCACAAACCAUGACUUCCUCUGUAAACAUGGAGGAGUGCAGCCCAGGAAGGCAAGCUAUGUGGAGAAGUUGGUAUUGAAGAUACCUCAACCUGUAUGGGAUCACCUCUACCAGACGUUUGGGGGAGGACCAGCUGUCAAUCGCCUCUCUCCAUGCUCUGUGUGUCAAGCUGAAAUGGAACUAUUAGAGAGAAGAAGAAAAGAAGAGAUGGAGACGUUCAUAACUAUGAACGAAGAGUUCCAGCAAGACGAGUCAACUAAUUCAUCCGUGUACUGCAUCAGCCUGGCAUGGUUCAAACAAUGGGAGGCAUUCGUCAAAGCUAAACAAGCUGAACCUCCUGGACUGAUUGACAACAAACUUAUUGCAGUGACAAAAGGUGGCUACACAACACUCAAACAAGGAGCUGAUUCUGGACAGAUCUCUGAGGCCAUGUGGGAGUAUCUUCAUGGAAUCUAUGAUGGUGGACCAGAGGUCGUCCUCCGGCCCAACCCUGCCCCCAGCGUCGAAGGCAGAGGAGAGGAGGGGGCACCUACGGGUAGCAACAGCCCCAGGGAAGAAACGUCCUAGAACAUCUUGCUUGAAUAUCGGGCUUUUGAUUUAAAGGCAACGUUUAACAGCGUUAAAUGUGAGAUGCAUGGCCCUACAUGUUAUCAGUGUCUGUGAUAUGGUGUAAUAUUGAAGCCCUAA